GCCAAAGCCAGACAGAAGUCUUCAAAGCGCACUGGUUCAAAGUGAACUUCUGUCAAAGCGCAUUGGUUCAAAGCAGAAAUUUCUUUUCAAAGCAGAUUUCUUUUUGCCAACAGCUCACUUCGUACCGCAACAAUUCAGCGCUCACGGAGAUGGCUAGUGGAAACUAUCAGCAGGGGAAGAACUGGACCAGCGGCGGGGAUGGAAAAGGAAAUGCAACCUACUCGAAUGGCUAUGGAGAGAAGAUCUCCAACCCGAGCGCUUACUUCGACACGGUGGCAAAGAAUUCCUAUGGGUACAACAAUUCAUACAGCAACGGGAAUGGAAAGGGGAUUUCAAAUCCGGGUUCUUACUUCAAGGCCGUGGCAGAAGAUCGUUAUGGCUACAACAAGAAGUAGUGUCCAUGAGCCGGAUUCAAUGCGAUGGGCGAACGGGUCGAGUGGUGAAGGUUCUUGGGACUUUUUCAUGCGGAGGGAGUUCAGAGUAGUAGCAAUAUGUUAUAUAUAGGUUUGUAAGCAGUUGUACAGAAGAUAUACAGAGGACCGAUGUGCUAGGUCUGCCUUGUAGCCAUCAAGGGGUAUGGACUCCUCGGCCAGCUGAUGUUUUGUGCGGCUGCCUGGACCAGACAAUAGAAGGGACCUAUAGUGGUGGCAGUCACUCAAAGAGUCUUGCAAGCGGACCACCAUCCAGAUCGGAAGGGUUCUGUUGCAAAGCAGAAGGCUCAGGGCCUCUAGCCGAUCCUUCCACCACGGAAGGGAAUGUACUUUCGAAAUACAACCAAACACUGUGGGCACAGGGUCACGAGCAGAAAGUUGAACGUACUGUAAAUCCAAUAGACCUGAGCCUUUGAAAUCGUUGGUAUAAGUUGUGCACAUAUAAUAUGUGUGGUUCUGAUCAUUUCGCCUCCCG
This is a messenger RNA of Klebsormidium nitens, 906 nucleotides long. The record is from the annotation of a GenBank genome assembly. NCBI's taxonomy places the organism in Eukaryota, Viridiplantae, Streptophyta, Klebsormidiophyceae, Klebsormidiales, Klebsormidiaceae.